Cladocopium goreaui is the source of this 1263-nucleotide messenger RNA. Lineage: Eukaryota; Dinophyceae; Suessiales; Symbiodiniaceae. The record is from the annotation of a GenBank genome assembly.
AUGGGCGUGGCGGAAAGCCUUCCUUGCGUGCGCUUGAACUUGAUACUUUCGGUGGCUGCCUUGCUAGCGUUCAACCUGUGUGGCCCAGCAGGCUUCGGGGAUUUGCAGGUUCCAGCGGCCUACGACUUGGUCACCUUCGGGGCCGACAGGGCGGUCGAAUGGAGGCCACCAGACAAGCUGGCGGAGGGUGCUGUGAGAUUUGCCACAGUGCGUGCCUGGUCUGGCGUCAUUGGAGUCUCGAUCUCAUACCACCUUGCAGAGCGUGGGGUGAAAACAACCGUGGUAGACCGAGCAGGCAUCGCCUCCUGUGCAAGCGGAAAGGCUGGUGGAUUUCUGGCACGCAAUUGGAAUACUGGAACACCCACAGAUGAGCUUUCUCAAAAGAGCUUUGACAUGCAUGAGGAGGUAGCAAAGAAACUAUCUCUGAGUUCUUACCGUCGAUUGAAAUGCCAGAGUGUGGCGGUGGACGGAACAGGUGCAAAGCCCGCCGGUGCCAAGUUGAAAAACCUGGAGUGGACUGACCUGGGCGUGCGAGGGAGUCGCCUCAUGGGGGACGAGAGCACCAUCGCACAGGUCCACCCCAAGGAGUUGUGUGAUGCUAUGUGGAGCCAUAGCGAACAGCAAGGCUCCAAAUUUAUAAAAGGAGUUGUGGAAACUCUCUGCUACGAGGAGGGUGAUUCCGGAAGACACAUUGUCGGUGUUGUGGUCGACGGUCAUAAGAUCGCCGCAGAUGUCGUGAUCCUCUCCAUGGGACCUUGGGGUGAAGUUCUCCAGCAAGCGGUGCCCGCCUGUGGCAUGUUGGGCGUGAAGUACCACAGCGUUCUGAUGCGAAGCGGGCGGGUCCUGAAUGAGGCUGUUUUUUUCUCUGGCCUUGGGGAUCCAGAAGUUUAUCCACGCAACGAUGGUAAUCACUAUGUCACUGGCUUCCCGGAUCCACCGCGGGUGGUGAAGGAAAUCCCUGGUGAAGUCGAAGUGCGAGAAGAAAUGUGCUCUCGACUCGUCAAGACUAUGCAGCAAGUGAGCUCCGAGAUGGCUGACGCAGAGGUUACCACCAAGCAAUCGUGCUACUUGCCGUUCACACGCGACAGUGUCCCUUGCAUGGGGAAGGCCCCGAAGCACGACAAUGUUUAUGUGGCAACGGGCCAUGGGUGUUGGGGCAUCCUUCUCAGUUUGGCAAGCGGAAAGGCCAUAUCGGAGCUGAUUGUUGAUGGAAAAACCACGUCAAUCAGUUUAGAUCCCUUCGACCCAAAGCGCUUUGGCUAA